CUGGCCGUUGUGCGCCCCGGAGCCGAGGGAGGGGCGGCGUCCAUUCAGUGGCACAGUCACAUAGAGACCAGUCUGGAGCGGUAUCUUGUCUGGAGAGGUAACUGCUGUGACCGGCGAGCGCCGCCCGGAGGACAGGACCAGAGGACAGCCACGGCAGCGGUGAUAACAAAAACAAAAAAAGAUCUUGAGAGUUGAAUGGAAGCCGAUACUCGGAGCAAAAUAUCGUGAGAAGUGUUGAGAAUGUGAAGCCUGUGUGUGUGAAUUUAGUGGUUGAAUAUGCGGAAUCAAGGAACAGGUUAGGGCUAAGGAAGAAGUCCUGCGCCGGGGCCCGUUCAAAGGUGUCAACCAAGCAGGGCUAUCACAGCUCGGUGUUUGAUGGACAUUGGACAGCCCGAUACCGCCGCAUGGGCCUCAAGGUACUUACUAUAUACAUCAUACAGGCACCAAUUGACUUUGAAACUGAUAACGCCUUCGCUUGAACCAAUAUCAAUGCAGCUAUCAGCAUCGGCCUAGCUCGGCUUCAAGUGGGCCUUGCGGGAAGCCGCGAGGAUGUCAGAAGAGAUCGUGGAGUCGCUAAAGUGGUGGGAGCAGCGAUCCCGGUACCGUUCAAGUCAGUGUUUCUCGCAGUGGGACUGACGACUCCCGUCAUGGUGUCGUGUCUGUGGCGCUGGCCCACUGCCGGCGUGUCCGUCACUCUGGUGGUGGCGCUGCUCCUGCCACUGCUGCUGCUGCUGCUGCUGCUGCUGCUAUCUGCCCGCCGGCCAAACCACUGGCGGCUGCUGGGGGUGCGCCACCGCCGGGACCACUUCCCGCUGGGUGCGCGCAGCGCAGCGGCGCUGCUGGGCAGCUACCCGGCGGCGCUGCGGCGCGAGUACGCCGAGGUGCGCGCCGCCGGCGGUGUGCAGGCGCACCUGGACGCCGCCGGGCCGGCAGUCACCGUCUCCGACCUCGGCCUGGUGCACCGCGUCAUGACAGCCGACUUUGGCAGCUUCAGCGACCGACGGCCGCCGGCCCCGCGCACCACCACGCUCUCCAACAUGAUGAUGAACCUGCCGGCGGAGGAGUGGCGACCUCUGCGAGACACACUGACACCUGCCUUCUCGGCGGCCAGGAUGCGGCGCGCCGCUCCCCUCCUUCAAGACAGGGCUCGGAGGCUGGCUGCCCAGGCGCUCCGGGAGGGGGCUGCUGGUGGUGAACAGGGUAUCGAGGUCGAGGCCCUGUUUCAGCGAUACACUCUGGACUGUAUCUCCGCUGUGUCAUUUGGACUCGAGACUGGCGCCAUAGAGCAGCCCGACAGCGAGCUGGUGACCCGGGCGCGUGACCUGGUGUGGCGGCCGGCACCCUGGACGGUGCUGCUGCGGACGGCGGCCAGUCGGCUGGGCCUCGCUCGGUGGCUGCCCUCUGCGACAUCGCGAGCGGACGAAGCAAUCGCCUUCUUCGCGCAGCUGACGCUGGAUACAGCGGCGCGGCGACGCGCAGCGGGAGCCGUGCGGUGCGAGGACGCGCUGCAGCUGCUGAUGGAGCAUCUCUCGCGCGCCGGCGAGCCGCUCUCGGACCGCCAGCUGGCCGCCCAGGGCGCCAUGCUGCUUCUCGGCGGCUACGGCAACACGGCAGCCGCGCUGGCCUGGAGCGCGCGCUGUCUGGCCCACCAUCCGGCCAUCCAGGAGCGCCUCCGCCGCGAGCUGCAGCAGCACCGAAACGAAGGCGCAUCUGACGCGCUCGAGCUGGUGUCCCGGCUGUCGUAUCUGGACCAGGUGGUACGUGAGGUACUCAGGAUGUACCCGGCGGCCACGCCGCAGCUGGCACGCUGCGCCACCGCGCCGUACCGGUUCCCGGGCGGCCUCAGCUUGCCGGCGCACGGCAGUGUGUACAUCCCGGUGCUAGGUAUUCAUCACGACCCAGCGCUGUAUCCGGAACCCGACCUGUUCGACCCGAAUCGGUUUGCCGAGUCGGAGCGGUGGGGACGGCCGGCUGCCGCCUGGUUGCCGUUCGGCCUUGGGCCACGUUGCUGUCCAGGCACUCGGCUAGCACUGCUAGAGCUGAAGCUUGCGCUGGUGGAGCUCCUGAACAACUGCCAGCUGGAGCUCUGCCUCCGUUCCGGCUCCGCGCGACCCCACUUCGUACCUGGAGCAGGCGUAAUGAGGGAGCAAGGCGGCACCUGGCUGGGUGUCAGGGCAGGGCCGUAAGACACCGCUUCGAUAGCCGAUAUACCCGAUUACCACCAUUGGAACUGGUUGUCACGCCCUGUUGUUCUUAGGGUCUUGGUUACGCCUAGCGACGAACGAAAUCGGUCACUAGUUUGAGUUAUGUAGUUCUGCAUGACAAUAAAAACCCAACUAUAGAAAAGAAAGAAAAAA
This is a messenger RNA of Amphibalanus amphitrite, 2357 nucleotides long. Its product is annotated as cytochrome P450 6a22-like. Gene Ontology annotation, molecular function: heme binding; oxidoreductase activity, acting on paired donors, with incorporation or reduction of molecular oxygen; iron ion binding. The coding region runs from base 648 to 2186 and encodes 512 amino acids. The record is from RefSeq and is a predicted model, not a curated record. The transcript has a single exon. Lineage: Eukaryota; Metazoa; Arthropoda; Thecostraca; Balanomorpha; Balanidae.